Messenger RNA from Nothoprocta perdicaria, 3720 nucleotides. It is a transcript of the gene FBXW7, whose product is annotated as F-box and WD repeat domain containing 7. Gene Ontology annotation, molecular function: ubiquitin binding. The coding region runs from base 70 to 2184 and encodes 704 amino acids. Gene Ontology annotation, biological process: ubiquitin recycling; proteasome-mediated ubiquitin-dependent protein catabolic process. The transcript has 11 exons. NCBI's taxonomy places the organism in Eukaryota, Metazoa, Chordata, Aves, Tinamiformes, Tinamidae. Gene Ontology annotation, cellular component: nucleus; cytoplasm. The record is from RefSeq and is a predicted model, not a curated record.
AAUGUGAAAGCAUUUGCAUCUUCAGAUAGCCUAGCCAAGGUCCAAGAAGUAGCAAGCUGGCUUUUGGAAAUGAAUCAGGAACUGCUCUCUGUGGGCAGCAAGAGGCGACGAACCGGUGGGUCCCUUCGAGGUAAUCCUUCCUCCAGCCAAGUGGAUGAGGAGCAGAUGAAUCGAGUUGUAGAGGAGGAGGAGCAGCAGCAGAGACGACAACAAGAGGAGCAGCAUCUUGGGCGGAAUGGGGAGAUAGGGGGAGAAGAACCUGGAUUUGGUGACAGGCAUGAAUCCCAGCAGGAACAGUUGGAAGAAAAUAACAAUAGACUUAUUACACUGGAUGAAGAAUCCACUUGUAAUCAAGAGGAAGAAGAUGAUGAUGAACACGCUGGUGAUCAAGAUGAGGAGGUGGAAGAGGAGGAGGAAAUGGACCAGGAGAGCGAUGACUUUGAUCAGUCAGAUGACAGCAGUAGAGAAGAAGAACACUCUAACAGUAAUAGUGUCAGAAAUUCCAAUAGCCUCAUGGACUUGCCCAUGCACCAGUCAUCGCCAUUCUACAUAAAGACAAAGAUGAAGAGGAAGUUGGACCAUGGCUCCGAGGUCCGUUCUUUCUCUCUGGGAAAGAAACCCUGCAAAGUCUCUGAAUACACAAGUACGACGGGGCUGGUGCCGUGCUCUGCCACACCUACCACUUUUGGGGACCUGAGGGCAGCCAACGGGCAGGGGCAGCAGCGUCGCCGCAUUACGUCUGUGCAGCCACCCACGGGCCUCCAGGAAUGGCUCAAGAUGUUCCAGAGCUGGAGUGGACCAGAGAAAUUACUUGCUUUAGAYGAACUUAUUGAUAGUUGUGAACCAACACAAGUAAAACACAUGAUGCAAGUGAUAGAGCCCCAGUUUCAAAGAGACUUUAUUUCCUUGCUCCCAAAAGAGCUGGCACUGUACGUGCUGUCAUUCCUGGAACCCAGGGACCUUCUGCAGGCAGCCCAGACCUGCCGUUACUGGAGGAUUUUGGCUGAAGAUAAUCUUCUCUGGAGAGAGAAAUGCAAAGAGGAAGGGAUCGAUGAACCCUUACAUAUCAAGAGAAGGAAAGUAAUAAAGCCAGGCUUUAUACAUAGUCCGUGGAAAAGUGCGUACAUUAGGCAACACAGAAUUGAUACCAACUGGCGGCGAGGGGAACUUAAAUCGCCUAAGGUGCUCAAAGGCCACGACGACCACGUCAUCACCUGCCUCCAGUUCUGCGGGAACCGAAUAGUGAGCGGCUCGGAUGACAACACGUUAAAAGUUUGGUCCGCAGUUACAGGCAAGUGUUUGAGGACCCUAGUUGGGCACACAGGCGGCGUCUGGUCCUCGCAGAUGAGGGACAACAUCAUCAUCAGCGGAUCGACAGACCGCACGUUGAAAGUCUGGAAUGCCGAAACCGGGGAGUGCAUUCACACGUUGUACGGCCACACCUCCACUGUGCGCUGUAUGCAUCUCCACGAGAAAAGAGUGGUCAGUGGCUCUCGGGACGCGACGCUCAGAGUGUGGGACAUAGAGACGGGCCAGUGUUUACACGUCCUGAUGGGCCACGUAGCCGCAGUGCGGUGCGUUCAGUACGACGGCAGAAGGGUUGUAAGUGGUGCCUACGAUUUUAUGGUCAAGGUGUGGGAUCCAGAGACAGAGACCUGCCUGCACACACUGCAGGGGCAUACCAACAGAGUCUACUCCCUGCAGUUUGAUGGCAUCCACGUGGUGAGUGGAUCUCUUGACACUUCCAUCCGAGUUUGGGAUGUGGAGACAGGAAACUGCAUUCACACGCUAACAGGCCACCAGUCAUUAACAAGUGGAAUGGAACUCAAGGACAAUAUCCUGGUGUCUGGGAAUGCCGAUUCCACAGUCAAAAUCUGGGACAUUAAAACAGGACAAUGUUUACAGACAUUGCAAGGUCCCAACAAGCAUCAGAGUGCUGUGACCUGUUUACAGUUCAACAAGAACUUUGUAAUUACCAGCUCAGAUGAUGGAACUGUAAAACUUUGGGACUUGAAAACGGGUGAAUUUAUCCGAAAUCUAGUCACAUUGGAGAGCGGGGGGAGCGGAGGCGUCGUGUGGCGGAUCAGAGCUUCCAACACGAAGCUCGUGUGCGCCGUCGGCAGCCGGAACGGGACUGAGGAAACAAAGCUGCUGGUGUUGGACUUUGACGUGGAUAUGAAGUGAAGGGCAGAAAGAUGAAUUUGUCCAGAGGUGUAGACGAUGUUCUCCUUUCCCUCCCCCUGAAAAACAGAAAAAAAAAAAUAGAAAAAAAGAGAAAAAAAAAGAAAAAGGAAAAAAAAAUCCCUUAUCCUUGGUGGUGCAGGAUGUUGGCUUGGGGCAACAGAUCCUAAAGACCUACAGACUACGAAGGAGAAGACAAACAUGACAAACUAUAACUGACAAGAGAGGCAUUUGCUGUCUCGUCACAUAAAAAGGCUACACUUUUGACCGGGGCAGCUUUGCAAAAAUACGACUUUCUAAAUGAAACCAGGUGCAAUUAUUUCUUUAUUUUUCCUCCAAGUGCUCCUUGAGCAAUUUGGAGGUUAAAAAAAAAAAAAUUAGAAUUCUUGUUACCAGGUUAUUUUACCGCAAAGAUCUGGAGCGAAGCUGCAGCCGCGGGGCCGCUCGCGCGGCCGGGGCGCCGCACGGGCCCCGCUCUGCGCGGGCAGGGCAGCCGACCUCCAGCGCACCCGUCCAACCCAACCUCUGCGACUUGCAAAACGUAGAGAGCAUCUGCAAUGAAAAGAGAAAAAAAAGUCCAUUCCUGGUGUGGAAAAGCUAAAAUAUUACUGUGAAUUGUUUUGUACAGUUUUAUCAGAGCUUUUUCUUUUUUUCCUUUUUUUUUUUUUUGCCAACCAUUGCCAAUGUCAAUCACAGUAUUAGCCUCUGUUUAAUCUAUUUCCUGUUGCUUCCAUCUACACUCUUCAACACAUAAGUUGCUCUGAGGUGGCAAGUUGUCCUGGGUUUUGAGAGUCCUCUGAUGGAUUUAAUUCGCAAUGCUGGUGCUAGAAGUAGGUCUUCAAUUACGGGAUUGUUGUCCCACCCCUGUACUGUAUUCCCAGUGGCCAAACUUAUUUAUGCUGCUAAAUGAAAGGAAGAAAAGCAAAUUAUUUUUUUUUAUUUUUUUUUCUGCUGUGACGUUUUAGUCCCAGACUGAAUUCCAAAUUUGCUCUAGUUUGGUUACGGAAAAAGACUUUUUGCCACUGAAACUUGAGCCAACUGUGCCUCUAAGAGGCUGAGAGUGGAAGAGUUUCAGACAAUUAAGAGUGAAGUUUGCCUGCAAAUAAAGAAUUGAGUGUGUGUGCAAAGCUUAUUUUCUUUUUUUCUGGGCAAAAAUUAAAACACAUUCCUUAGAACAAAGCUCUUGCAGCCUGUUCUGUGGGGAAAAUUUUCUUUGUGAGGGCUGUGGUGAAUGGAAUGAACAUACAUAAAAAAAAAACUGACAAAAUUUUUAAAAAAUAUUAUAAAAUACAAAAAGGAAAAUAAAGUUGCUGGUCAGUCUUAGUGUUUUACAGUAUUUGAGAAGAAACAACUGUUACAGUUAUUGCUGGGAGGAACUGACAGAGCAAAAACUUACGUUUUUGUAAAGUUGUCACACGCAAACAAAACAAAAAAUGAACGAGUCAAAUGGUUUGCCUCAUUCUCCAAGAGCCACAACUCAAGCUGAACUGUGAAAGUGGUUUAACACUGUAUCCUAGGCGAUCUUUUUUCCUCCUUUUU